AUGAAUCGUAAUCAACAGCAUAACAUCAAACGAAAUUCCGAAAUUAGCGACGAUGAUUCAUGUUUAAAAUCAGAUAUUUCAAUUGAUAGAGAACAAGAAUCCCGUAAACACAAACUAGGAUUUUCGAUAUUCACAAAAAAAUUCUUAUCGCAUGACAAAGGAAAACGCGAGCAUCAGAAAAAGUUAGAACAGGAAAACAAGUCUAGUGCUAACAAGAUCGAAGAAUUGCGUUCAGAAAUUCAAACCAUCAAAUCUAACGAUGAAAAAAUUCUUCAGGAGUCUUGUGAACUUGAAUCAACGAACACCGAACUGUUGGAUAAUAUCGAAAAGAUCAAGUAUGCAUUGAUCCAGUUAGAAAGGGAGAUAGGACCUACCGUGAGAUCUUCAGGUGUGAAAUUGGAUAAUACAGAUAUGGUCGCUUAUAUUCAAGAUUUUCAGAAAAGAAUUGUUAGUGGAUGCCUUUUACAUCCUUAG
Messenger RNA from Acaulospora morrowiae, 474 nucleotides. The record is from the annotation of a GenBank genome assembly. Lineage: Eukaryota; Fungi; Glomeromycota; Glomeromycetes; Diversisporales; Acaulosporaceae.